CAAUUUGUUGCACAAUGAAUACCACUUUUAAGGUGGCUCGAGUGAGUCUAAAUCGAUGUUGGCGGUUUGUUAGCCAGAAAGCCAGGAGUGAGGUUCCCGGUUUGCGAAGAUUACCAGCACCGGCGGUUUCCAGCCAAAGGCGUCGCUAUGCCGAACGAUAUACCUUCGACGACAGGACGCAGGCCCAAAUUGAGGGCAGGAAAAGGGAGAUGAGCGAGGUCCCGGUUCCCAAGGAGUCCCCUUGGCGCGAUGGCGAGUGGAGUGCCGAUUUCCCCGAACGUUUGGAUGAGUUGGGCUACGAAUCUCAUUGCAACGAUCGCCUGUACAUAGCGAAAAACAAAUUCCGCCACGACCACGAAAAAUAUAGAAUGGAACGCGAGGAGCGUCGCGAGGAGGCCCAGAAGAGGAUCAGUAGUCACUUUGCUCACGGUCAGGGUCACAGUCACGGUCAGGAUCACCAGGAAACGGAUACCAUUCGCCGGCGAGCCAUUUUGCAGGAUCCCGCCGAACACCAGAAACGGCAGGCGGCCAUUAUCGAGCAGAAUCGACGCAGGUGGCAGAGUCGCCCGGAAUCGAGGAGGGAAACGAAUACCUCGGAGAUAACCUAUCGCCCGGAUCCGCGAAAGGAGAAGUACAUUGAGGAGAAAAUGCAGAAGGACUAUGAAGACUACCAACGCUCACGACGACGUCCAGAGAACGCGGAGGAGACGGUGGAUAGUCAAACGGUGGUCUACGAUCCCAAUCGUCCCACUGCCGCGUGGGCGAAGAAGCGGCAGCAGGAGCACGAGGCGGAGUACUGGCACUCCUGGCACACCUGUCCAGGCUCCCGGGAGACGGAGACCACGGAGGAGGUGAAGCCCCAUCUUAAGCGCAAGAAGGUGGUGGGCAUUCCGCCCGCUUAUCCACGGGACUACCAGCGACGAGGCUAUCAUCAGAUAGUGCCGCCUACAAAUCGGCUGAAGGCCAAGACCGUAUUGCUGCUGCCAAGGCGACGACCCUCUGGCAUCGAUAAGCAGUUCCACAAGUUUGCCCGAAAACAGGCCACACUCUGGAAUCGGGACUUCCAAGAGCCGGAGGACAAUGAGGAACAAAUGCCGAAACCACAACUUGUGCCCAAGAAGGAGGACAAAAAGAAGCCCAAAAGGAAGGAGGAGCGUCGAUCGGUGGAACCUCCACGAUUCCGAAUGGUCGUGAAAACCCGAACGCCAGUUUCCCGUCCUUCGACGCCCGUCUGCAGUUACGCCGGCCAGCUGGACGUAUCGCCGCUAAACGCCGGAUUAUAUGGGGUCCCUGCGUAAAUCCGUGUCCGAAACCUGGCGAAACUUCUCCAGUGGCAGCACCAAAUAGAGGCUUUCUGGAGGCAGGAGACCAAGACAGCGUUGUGAAUUGCCCUUUUUAUCAAGAGUUAAUUUUUGAACACAUUUACUGAUAUAUUUGGCUGAGCUCCUCGCGGGGUUCUGGGAUAUUAUAGUAUACUUUAAAAUUA
Messenger RNA from Drosophila takahashii, 1486 nucleotides. RefSeq lists its product as uncharacterized. Lineage: Eukaryota; Metazoa; Arthropoda; Insecta; Diptera; Drosophilidae. The record is from RefSeq and is a predicted model, not a curated record.